Molecule: messenger RNA, 357 nt
Organism: Oldenlandia corymbosa var. corymbosa
Lineage: Eukaryota; Viridiplantae; Streptophyta; Magnoliopsida; Gentianales; Rubiaceae
Source: the annotation of a GenBank genome assembly
AUGUAUUCUUGCUAUGAGGACAAAGAGAUGCAACGCCGAAUCGAGAUGGAAGAGAUAUACGAAGAAGUGUUGCAGAUGCGACAUAGAACAGAUUUGGCAAUCCAAAGAAUGCAAGAAGCACAACGCCAAAAAGAGUUCCAAGAGAUGAAAGAUAUGCUAAAUGAGCUUGUUCAAAGUACUGAACGAAUGAGUCUUCAUCUCCAAACUAUAAUUGACAACAACUCAAGAAGAGAGAGACAAGAAGCUCAUGAGAAAGUAAUCUCAUCAAUGGAGGACAAUGAUGUAGAAGAUGAACCAAAGGAGGUGGUACUGCAGCCGCUACCUAUACUUCCUCCACCACCAUACUCACUCAAGUGA